ACGCAGUAAGUUCUCGAACCUUUGAAAUUUCUUUUAACGUGCUAUACAAUCAUACACGUUGAUACGUGCACGACAAUAAACUCUUCAUCUUCAAACGGCCACUAUUUCGCGAAUUAAAAUGAAAUUAGGUCAAAGAGUUACGGGUGAUUCCGUCUGUUAAAAAAUUCAUCCUUUAAGUAAACCCGAAAGGUCGAUCUUAAAGUCGCACAUUUGGCCUUCUGCAAAAUUGUUUCUGUCUGUCCCUGUAGGUCUUGAAAGGGGAUCGAUGUUUUGACACGACGCCACAGUCCAAGGAUAAUCCUUUAAACGAGCACAACGGGUGGUCGUCGCGAGUCACCUUGCUUGCAGGACCUGCUCGAGCCAUCUUCUCCGAGGACUAUGUUAAUCCUAAAGCGAUGGAGCAACGCACAAUGGCACCUCUCCUUAAAUAGGAUUAUAUUAAGCUGUUUCACUGGCGAUGAAUGGCGAGUCAAAUGGAGGAUCGUCGAGGAUGUUUUGGUAGGCGCGACUACGUGGGCCUACGGCCGAUGUUACGGCCGAUGGCACGGACUAUGUGCUGUUGCUGUUGCUGUUGCCGUUGCUGCCGUUGCUGCCGUUGCUGCUGCUGUUGCUGCUUGCUACUUCUGCUGUUGGCUGUACGUUUACGUUGCUAAGGUGCCAUCGUUGAAGAGGAGGAAGUAGACGGUUGACAGGUGAAUGGUCCUGCCAUAUCUCGAUGCUCACCCGUCCGACCACCUUCGAGCGGUUUUCCCACAUUCCGCGAUAUUCCUUUCUCUCCUUUUUACUCACUUCUAUCCGUUCUCAUAGCUGCUUCUCGUUUUCUUCUUCUUUUUUUCUUUUUUCUUUUUUAUCUUUUUUUUUCCUUCUUUUCUACAACGGAAGGAUGACCGUGACGACUGG
Molecule: messenger RNA, 900 nt
Organism: Vespa crabro (European hornet)
Lineage: Eukaryota; Metazoa; Arthropoda; Insecta; Hymenoptera; Vespidae
Exons: 2
Coding region: 379-681 (100 amino acids)
Source: RefSeq, a predicted model, not a curated record